Molecule: messenger RNA, 477 nt
Organism: Salvia splendens (bonfire salvia)
Lineage: Eukaryota; Viridiplantae; Streptophyta; Magnoliopsida; Lamiales; Lamiaceae
Exons: 1
Coding region: 1-477 (158 amino acids)
Source: RefSeq, a predicted model, not a curated record
AUGACCGCCUUCAAAAUGCCGAUCGAAAAGUCCCCUUACCUUCUGGUAUUUGGGAAGAUAUGCCAUUUAUCGGUGGGAAUUGAGCAUCAAGCCUUCUGGUCUGUCAAGGAGAUGAACCUGAAUGCUGAGGCCUGCGCUGAAGAGAGGAAGUUACAACAACAGGAGAUUGAAGAGAUCUGCCUCGUCGCGUAUGACUCUGCCAUGUGGUACAAAGAAAGAACAAAGAUGUGGCAUGACAAGAACCUCCGAAAGAAGGAGCUCAAGGUAGGACAUAAGGUGUUGCUAUUCCAGUCAAGACUAAAACUGAUGCCAGGGAAGCUGAGGUCAAGGUGGGCAGGCCCCUAUACCAUUGUGGCCAUACGUGCAAAUGGAGCAAUUGAACUCCGAGGAAGCGACCCUGACUCGUCUUCCUUCUUGGUGAAUGGCCAUCGGGUGAAGCCUUAUAGAGAUGGGAACGAGGUGUACGUGGUGGAAUAG